AUGAGCAAGCCCAAAGUCGAACUGCACAUUGCCGAAUACGGCGUCAUCACGCUGGAACUGGACGACGCCAAGGCGCCCAAGACCGUUGCCAACUUCCUGAACUACGUCAACAAGGGCCACUACGCCAACACCGUGUUCCACCGCGUGAUCCCCGGCUUCAUGGUGCAGGGCGGCGGUUUCGAGCCCGGCAUGAAACAAAAGCCCACCGAUGGCGAAAUCGAGAACGAAGCCAACAACGGCCUGAAGAACGACAACUACACCGUCGCCAUGGCACGCACCAACGCGCCGCACUCGGCCAGUUCGCAGUUCUUCAUCAACGUCGCCGACAACGGCUUCCUGAACCACACCGCACCCAGCGCCUCGGGCUGGGGCUAUGCCGUGUUCGGCAAGGUGAUUGCCGGCACCGACGUGGUCGACAAGAUCAAGGCCGUCAAGACCGGCCGCAAGGGCUUUCAUGACGACGUCCCGAUGGAAGACGUGAUCAUCCAGAGAGCCAUCUCGCUGGACUGAGUGCCCCAGCCGCCGGUGAACACUCCCCAGGCCGUCCCCGAGAUCGCGGAGCUUUCUGCUCCGCCGUCCUGGCGCACGGUCGACUUCAUUUCCGACCUGCACCUGCAGGCCGGCGAACCCGCCACCUUCGAAGCCUGGCGGCAUUACCUCGAAAGCACGCCCGCCGACGCGGUCUUCAUCCUGGGCGACCUGUUUGAAGUCUGGGUCGGCGACGAUGCCGUCGGCGAAGACCUGGCCUCUGCCGCCGCCGCUUUUGAUGCGCGUUGCGUGCAGGCCAUGGGCGAAGCCGCCGGCCGGCUGGCGCUGUUCUUCAUGCACGGCAACCGCGACUUCCUGGUCGGCCAGGCCCUGAUGGACCUGUGCAACACCACCUUGCUGCACGACCCGACCGUGCUGGAGUUUCCCGCGGGAUCGGGCCGGCGCUGGCUGCUCUCGCACGGCGAUGCCCUGUGCCUGGGCGACACCGACUACAUGGAAUUUCGCCGGCAAGUGCGCAGCCCUGAAUGGCAGCGCGCCUUCCUGGCCAAACCGCUGGCCGAACGCCAGGACAUCGCGCGCGCGCUGCGCCGGCAAAGCGAGGCGCGCAAGCAAUCAGGCGCGUCCUAUGCCGACGUCGAUGCCGAGGCCGCCCGCCAGUGGCUGCGCGCGGCCAAGGCCCCCACGCUGAUCCACGGCCACACCCACAAGCCGGCGCUGCACGACCUGGGCGAAGGCCUCUCGCGUGUGGUGCUCAGCGAUUGGGACCUGGCCGCCCCCGUGCCGCGCGCCGACGUGCUGCGCCUGGGCGCCGGCGGCUUGCAGCGCAUUGCCCUGUGCUGA
Molecule: messenger RNA, 1329 nt
Organism: Tuber aestivum (summer truffle)
Lineage: Eukaryota; Fungi; Ascomycota; Pezizomycetes; Pezizales; Tuberaceae
Source: the annotation of a GenBank genome assembly